This is a messenger RNA of Anopheles maculipalpis, 1386 nucleotides long. RefSeq lists its product as uncharacterized. The record is from RefSeq and is a predicted model, not a curated record. The transcript has 7 exons. Gene Ontology annotation, molecular function: protein binding. The coding region runs from base 31 to 1386 and encodes 451 amino acids. Gene Ontology annotation, biological process: positive regulation of transcription by RNA polymerase II; cytokine production. NCBI's taxonomy places the organism in Eukaryota, Metazoa, Arthropoda, Insecta, Diptera, Culicidae.
AGAACAACAGCUCCGUCACCGCUGUACACCAUGUCCGAUAUUUUUGGCAAUUUAGACAACUUCCUGGAGAAUUACGAUGAAAACAAUCUAUCGUCAAUCAGUGGCUUGUCCGAUGCAGGAAUCGUUGACGCAAACGAGACUUUAGAUGGCGACCGUUUUGGCAAGCAAAAUACAAGCUCUGAUACGAAAAACAUUCCUACAGCCAGAAGAAGCAGAGGAGCCGGUAGAAGAUCUUCUCAACCAAAUAAAGGAAACAGUGGUGAUGCUAGUUCUGGAACCGACAGUACGGCAUGCAGCGUUGUUCCAUCUGUAGUUCCGGCAUCGUCCCAUACUGUUAUUGACUUGGUCUCCAACGUCACUGUAGAAGAGGAAAUGCAAUCGCUCUCUACGUUAUUCCAGUCUAUUUACAACUCUAAAAAUCCCGUUGUGGAAGUACUCCUGAAGGAUGGUAAUGCACCGCAUAUUAAACGAGGCUUUACAAUGCUUAAAAAUAGCUACAAUAGAAAACCACCCGUAACAGCGAAUGAUGUGAAAAAGAUAAGAAAAAAAAUAGAUUCAGUGAGAAAUAACCUAAAUCAGCUAGAUCAAACAAUCAAAUCUGUGAUAGGUUCAACUAAAGAACAUCAAGCUCCAUCACGCUCUAGCCGUCGAACAAAAAACACCACUGGAACAACACAAGCACCGAUUACGAUUUCACUAGAUUGUGACGAUGACUCAGCAGCGAUACCGUCAAGCGUCUUUCCGUAUAAUAGGCGUGUUACACGUCGUAGCACGGCUGCUAACGCUUUAACGAAGAUAAACAUAGAUUUGGAUGAUGAUGACAGCCUAUUGUGCUGCGAUGACUACCCGGAAAGGGCAAAUAAUUCGUUUGAAACGGAAAACUAUGAGAUACGAGUCAAAGUCAAGUGGGGCCAAGGAAUAGAGACGUUCGUGCAUCGAAGGUUUCAAAAGUUUGCCGAUAUAAUUGCACAGCUGGCCACCAAGGAGUCGGCCGAUAGUGCAUGCAUUUUCUUGAACUUGGACGAUCGAAUAGUGCACCCGCACGACACGCCUGAUUCGAUCAGCUACAAAUCGCAUCAGUUUAUAUCUGGUCGCAUUCUCAGGAAUAAAGCACCUCUGCUUCCAAGCGCUACUGCAUCCUCGGCAACGACCAAUAACACCAUCACUUUAAAGGUGCAGAUGGCAACACGAAAGCAACCAUUACUGUUUCAGAUGGAAAAAAGUCAAACCAUGUCUGUGCUGGUGAUCAAAUGUGCGGAAGAGCUACAAUGUGAACCGAAAGACAUUAAAUUGUACUUUGACGGCGAGCUGGUGGAAAACAGUUACAAUCCAAAGGAUUUGGACCUGGAAGGGGGGGAGGUCCUGGAUAUUUGCUUUGUACGAUGA